This is a messenger RNA of Carica papaya (papaya), 968 nucleotides long. RefSeq lists its product as uncharacterized. The record is from RefSeq and is a predicted model, not a curated record. NCBI's taxonomy places the organism in Eukaryota, Viridiplantae, Streptophyta, Magnoliopsida, Brassicales, Caricaceae.
UCUUCUCAUUUCUUCUCUCUGCUCUAUCCACUCUUCCACCCACCUCCUCCCCAACAACUAUUCUCUCUCUCUCUCUGUAGGCUGCGAAGAAGAAUCUCCCAAACCCCAACCAGCAACGUUAAUGGCUCGCUCUCUCUCUCUUUCCCUGACGCGUAAUUGGCCAACCAAAACGCUACGUCCAACCGCCUCUCGCCUCGUUGCUCUCCGCGCCCAAUCCACACACAACCCUAAUCACGCCGACAAUCCGUCCGACGUCGAAGCCUCCUCCGAUCCUCUCCUCCGCAAGCUCGAGGACGCAAUCCACCGCAUCAUCGUUCGCCGCUCUGCACCCGAUUGGCUCCCUUUCUUGCCUGGAUCGUCCUAUUGGGUCCCGCCCCCGCGAUCCCAAUCGUACGGCAUCGCUCAGCUCGUUGAGAAGCUCGCGAAUCCUUUGACUCCCGACCAGUCUCUCUCCACCACGACCGUCCGCGGCUGGCCUUCCUCCGAUUACUUCAUCAAAGGUACUCAUCCACAUCCGGUAGAGAUGGAGGCCACUUUGAAUAAUGUGCCUCGGUCGGAGGAUGAAGAAGGAUGAACCAUGCUCUUAUUAGAGUGGCAUCUGGGGCUCAUCCAGACUUGUAAAUUUCAUUAUAGAAGCAAAAACCAGAAGUGAUGGAAAACACAUUGACUGAAAGACCCAUAAUACAAGGUCGGUUGGAAGAGCUGCAUGGAUGCAACUGAUUACCAGAGGGCAGACAUGACUUAUUUCCAAAGAGCAGCUGCCUGUAAUGUCCGUCUGUAUGGCUACCUAUGUUAUGAUGAUGUUAAAUAACUUAGGCCUUUGUUCCCAAACUGUAUGCUAUGAUGCGCUGUUUAUUGUUGUUAUCUCACUUGUAUUUUACAAUUUUUUAGUUUGGAACAUUUUAAUGUAAAUAUCUAUGUAUCUAUUCAAGGCUGGUAAUUUGCUUACUACAACUUCAUAGUUGCAA